GAGCUGUGAUGAACGUCCAACCAGAGCGAGAAAAAGCAUCCUUGCUCUACCCCUACGGUUUGGACCAGCAUGACCAUAAGAACCCUAAACUUGAUGACGGGACGUCAAAGCAGAUCCCCAUCGCCGUGCCCUUCACCUUCUACGGCAAAAAGCACCAAACUCUUUACGUGAACAACAAUGGUGUGAUUUCCUUUGGCAUCCGGGUACACCAAUACACCCCCGAACCCUUCCCACUGGCCGACGGACGCCCCUUCGUGGCCCCGUACUGGGGGGAUGUGAACAACGUUCUGGGAGGGGACGUCUUCUACCGAGAGAUCACUGACCCGGCGCUGCUGGAACGCAUCACCAAGGACAUCAACCAGUACUUUCCUGAGAUCCCCUUCACCGCCACAUGGGGUUUUGUGGCCACCUGGGACCACGUGGCCUACUACGGCUCCACCACCAAUAAGGGCAACACCUUCCAAGCUAUUCUGGCCACCAACACCAAGACGUCCUUCAUCAUCCUCAAUUAUUGGGAUAUCCAGUGGACUACGGGAACGGCAAGCGAUGGUGACCCCGAAACAGGUCUUGGAGGCACCCCGGCCCACGCUGGCUUCAACAGCGGAGAUGACACCCACUUCUACAACAUCCCCGGUUCCGAGACCGAAGCCAUCAUCAACAUCACCAAGACCUCCAAUGUCAACGUCCCGGGCCGUUGGGUCUUCCAGGUGGAUGAUUUUAAGGUGACGGGGGUCCCCACCGAGGUACCCAAGGUCGCCAACAGCAACAACUGCUGGUUUGUCUCUGCGUCGGCUUCACGUCACCUGGGGGAAGACUUCGUGGUGGGCUUCAUGCAAAAUGGUUUGCAGCAGACCCUCAACAGCGACUUCAAGCUGCUCAUCACAGGUUAUUCACCCUUCACAUCCGUAACCAUCUCCAUGAAGAAGCCAGGCUUGAGGAUGACGGUGCAGGCGACCACAGGUCAAACCAUCCUGGUGAAGAUCCCACCCCAAGCAGAGAUGGUGGGAAGUAAAACCUUCGAUAACACCGUGGUGGUGAGGGCCAACAACGCCAUCUCCUUGGUGAUGGUCAAUGAGAAACCCACCUCGAUUGAUUCAGCUGUGGUAUACCCCAUGCACAGUUGGGGCACGGAGUACCACGUUGUGACACCCAACGUUGGCACCGACCGCUAUGGCGAGUUCGUGGUGGCCGCCUGGGAUGAGCCCACCAUGGUUGACGUGCACCUCAAAGCCACAGUGACCUAUCAAGGCCGGUCUUACCCCCGAGGCUCGGUGCUCCCCAUCAGACUGGAGCCUUUCCAAGCAGCCCAACUCCAAAGCCCGUCUGAUAUGUCUGGCACAAGGAUCGUGGCACAGAAACCCGUGGCCGUCUUCACUGGCCACACUUGCUUGGCCAGGUUUGCCAAUUGCGACCAUCUGGUGGAGCAGCUCCAGCCCGUUUCCAGCUGGGGCACCACCUUCAUUGUGCCGCCGUUGCCUUUCGAGACUCAGUCUGAUAUCAUCUACGUCUCCACCUCCCAGCCAACACGCGUGGAGUCUCAACACGGCGUGACCAAGACCGUUCGGGAGCUACGACCCAGCCGGUCAACGUUCUAUGGACUCCAAGCCUCAAACACCUUGUACCUCUCUGCCAACGCUGGAAUCCAGGUCAUUUUUUUUGCCGACGGCGGUAAUAAAGAUGCCAUCUCUUACGACCCGUUUUUUAUGACCAUCCCAGAUGUCUCCAGCUACUGCCACUCCUAUAACAUCUUCGCCUUGGACGGUUAUGAUAAUUAUGCCCUGCUGAUAGCCAAGACCUCGGAGACGUCUGGAAUGAUGCUCAACAAAGUACCGUUGAGAAAUAUCGCGUGGAAGCCCGUCCCGGGCACCGAUUACUCCUGGGCCGGGCAGAGUUUGGGCAAUCAAUUCGCCGUCCAUACGGUGGAACACAAGACAUCUCCUUUUGGGUUGCUCAGCAUAGGGAUCCGGGACCAAAAAGCCUACGGGUCGGCAGCCGUUUGUGACAGCGAUCCCUGCCGCCUCGUGAAAUGCCGGGCGAAGGAGACGUGCAAGAUGGAGAAGGGAGAGGCCGUGUGCGUGCACGACUACAUGGGAACCUGCAUGGGGUCGCAAUCCCUGCAGUACCACACCUUCGACGGGAUGACCGUGGACAUCCGGGGUGGCUGCACCUACACCAUUGCCAAAUAUUGCGGCAACGAUCCCACCUUGGUGCCUUUCGUCGUGGAGGAGAAGAAGAGUGACGGCAAUUUUAAGGAGUGGUUGACCAACAUCUACGUGUACGCCUACAACAUCUCCAUCCAGAGAGGAGAGGGAGCCUAUCGCGUCAACAACAAACCCACCAGCCUACCAGCCACCUUGGAAGCUGGGAAGAUCCAGAUCUCCCAAAACGAGGGUCGGACCAUCCUGGAAACGGACUUUGGGCUGCAGGUGACCUACGAUGAAGACUGGGCCAUAAUGGUGGCGGUGCCCAGCAGCUAUUUCGGGGCCACCUGUGGACUCUGUGGCAACUUCAACGAGGACACGGAGGACGAGAUGACACUUUCUGAUGGCACUCAGGCUGCCGGUGUGGAGGACUGGGCUGAGAGCUGGCGAGAUCCUUCCUGCCAGGAUGAUUGUGGAGACCAGGAGACUCUGCAGGACACGGCAGGUUGUGCUCAGAGAUGCCCCAAAAACAGCCACUUUGAGGCCUGCGGGACAUCGUGCCCUGCCACCUGCGCCGACCCCAAAGCCCCCACGUCCUGCAGCAAGCCAUGCGUGGCGAGCUGCCAGUGCAACGAGGGCUUUGUCCUCCACAAUGACUCAUGCGUCCCAGUGGAGACCUGCAGGUGUUUCCACAAUGGUCGCUCCUACAAGAUCCGGGAGGAAUUUUGGGAGGAUGGGAGCUGCCAGAGCCGAUGCCGAUGCGAGGUGGGGGGCAAGGUGGCUUGCAAGAAGGCUGGUUGCAAAGCCCAUGAGAAAUGCGUCACGGUCAACGGCGUCCCCAGCUGCCAGGCGAACAAGUAUUUUACCUGCAUCGGGACGGGAGAUCCUCAUUACACCACCUUUGACGGGUUGAGAUAUGACUUCCAAGGGACUUGCAUCUACCAGUUCGCAGCCCUUUGCACCCAGGACCCCAAACUGGUCCCCUUCACCGUCAAGGUGGAGAACAACAACCGGGGCAGCAAAGCCGUGUCCUUCACCAAAACCGUCACAUUGGAGGUCUACGGCAACGUCAUCAGCAUGAGCCAGGAGCAUCCGCGCAAGGUCAAGGUCAACGGCGCCUUCGUGGAGCUCCCGUUCACCCAGAAAGGUCAAUUCGAGCUCUACCACAGCGGCGUCCACGGCUUUGCCCGCACCGCCUUCGGCUUGCGGGUGAGCUUCGACUGGUACAGCUACGCCCGCGUCAUCCUCCCUGACGCCUACGCCAGCGCCGUCUGCGGCCUCUGCGGCAACGCCAACCGCAACGCCGACGAUGACUUCAUCACCCGCGACGGCAAACGGGCCGCGGAUGAAAUCCAACUGGCUGAUAGCUGGAAGGUGGGAGACGUCUCCGGUUGUUCAGCCGGUUGUGUAGGGGAUUGCCCGGUGUGCAACGAGGAGCAGAAAAAGCCCUACCGCGGUGACGACUACUGCGGGGUGAUCUCCAGAACUGGGGGGCCCUUCCGGGCUUGUCAUGAUGUCAUCAACCCCGCGCCCUUCCUCGAAGAUUGCGCCUUUGACGCCUGCCACUACAAAGGCCACCGGGACACCUUAUGCAAAGCCAUCGCCGCCUACGUGACGGAGUGCCAGAGCCACGGCGUCAGCGUGGAGCAGUGGAGGAUGCCGUCCUUCUGCGGUCCCUCCUGUCCCCGUCAUUCACACUACGAGCUCUGCGGGAGCAGCUGCCCGGCUACGUGUCGGCGCCGCACCGUCCCCGAGGACUGCGCAUCGGUGCUGUGCGUCGAAGGCUGCUUCUGCGACGAGGGCUUCGUCCUCAGUGGCGAUGAGUGCGUGCCGGCGGGUGAGUGUGGCUGUGAGCACCGGGACCGCUACUACAAGAAGGGUGAGGAUUUCUACACCUCAUGCCGGGAGAGAUGCCGUUGUAAAGCCAACGGGGUGGUGGAGUGCGAGGAGGUCUUCUGUAGCGCCCACGAAGAGUGUCGAGUAGAGGAUGGGGUGUUGGGGUGCUACCCCGCCGGCUACGGGCGGCUGGUGGUGUCAGGCGACCCACACUACGUGACGUUUGACGGGCGAGCCUUCGACCUCCUGGGUUCUUGCACCUACGUCCUGGCACGGCUCUGCAAGCCGGAACCGCGGCUGACGAACUUCUCGGUGCUGCUGGAGCACGACGUGGGCGGUCGGGGCAACGUGGCCCUGAUGAAGAGGGUGAUCAUCUCCAUCCACGGCUACACGGUCAGCAUGGAGAGGGGACGGAAGUGGGAGGUGAUGAUGCCGAUGGAGGACAGAGCGUGCACGGAUGGCUGCAACGGCAAGGUCUGCCCCGUGUGCGAUGCCACCGACACGGCUUCCUAUGUCACCAGCGAUUCCUGCGGGCUCAUUCGGGACCCAGCGGGACCUUUCAGGCUGUGUCACCCACGGGUGAGCCCGGUGGAGUAUUUCAACCACUGCCUCCACGACGUCUGUGCUGCUGAUGGUGCCCGUGAUGUUCUGUGCCACAGCCUCCAAGCCUACGCCGCUGCUUGCCAAGCUGCCGGUGCUGAGAUCGCCGGGUGGAGAACGACCACUUUUUGCCCCCUGUCCUGCCCACCCCACAGCCACUACGAGCUCUGCACCCGUACGUGCGACUUCACCUGCGCCAGCCUCUCCGUGCCGGCCCCGUGCAGCUGGACGUGCUUCGAGGGCUGCCAGUGCGACGAUGGAUACCUCUUCGAUGGAGAAGCCUGUGUGUCCCUGGAGCAGUGUGGUUGCAUGCAUCGGGGACGGUAUUUCAAGGUGAGGUUGGCCAUCAAGGUUUUGGCGUUGGUGUUUUUGGUGGAAAUCAAGUUGAGGAAGGAUUGUGGGGCGGGUGAGACCAUCGUCUCCAACAACUGCUCCACAAAAUGCAAUUGCCACCCAUCCCGGGGACUUGUCUGUGAGGAUGUACGGUGUCCCCCGGAUGAGACCUGUGCCACGCAGGAUGGGGUGCAGCGGUGUGUCAAGCUGGAAGGUCGGUGCCAGGUCUCCCCGGGGGCCUUCUUGACCACGUUUGACGGGGCCAGAGGAAAGCUCCUCGCCAGCGGCACCUACAAAGUGGCCGCCCUCUGCAACGAGCAGUCACCCAACUGGUUCAAGGUGGUAGUGGAGGUCAGCGAGUGCCGGGAAGACAGCAUCCCGGCCGCCGUGGCCGUCUUCAUCUUCUUCCGAGAAGCUUUUAUCACUGUGAAUAACAACAUGGAGGUGUGGGUGAAUGGUCUUUUCACCCGCCUUCCAGCUGUGGUGUCCAAAGCCGUCUCCUUGAGCACGGUGGCGGAGAACGUCACCAUCUCCCAUACGUCGGGGAUGGAUGUGCUCUUCAGCCCCAAAGGGGAGGUGACGGUGACCGUAGGGGCCACCUUGGUCAACCGACUCUGCGCUCCCUGCGGCAACUUCAAUGGUGACCCCAGCGAUGACCUGAAGCUGCCCGAUGGCCGGGUUGUGAGGAGCAUCGCAGAGGUCGUUGAUGCCUGGAAAGCCAGGGAUUUUUCGGGAUGCCACGCCUCCAACCUCGUGCGGAUGGAAGUGGAAGCUCCCGUCUACCCUAUGCA
Messenger RNA from Balearica regulorum gibbericeps (East African grey crowned-crane), 5701 nucleotides. NCBI's taxonomy places the organism in Eukaryota, Metazoa, Chordata, Aves, Gruiformes, Gruidae. The record is from RefSeq and is a predicted model, not a curated record.